This is a messenger RNA of Clarias gariepinus (North African catfish), 4262 nucleotides long. It is a transcript of the gene grk6, whose product is annotated as G protein-coupled receptor kinase 6. The record is from RefSeq and is a predicted model, not a curated record. The transcript is spliced from 16 exons. NCBI's taxonomy places the organism in Eukaryota, Metazoa, Chordata, Actinopteri, Siluriformes, Clariidae. Gene Ontology annotation, biological process: protein phosphorylation; signal transduction; regulation of signal transduction. Gene Ontology annotation, cellular component: plasma membrane; cytoplasm. The coding region runs from base 106 to 1830 and encodes 574 amino acids. Gene Ontology annotation, molecular function: ATP binding; G protein-coupled receptor kinase activity.
ACACACACACACACACGCACACACACACAUAGAGAGACAGUGCCAACCCGGCGACGAGGUUGGGCCUGCAGUGCCCUGCUGCAACCCAGGACUAAAAAACACACCAUGGAGCUGGAGAACAUCGUAGCCAACACCGUGCUGCUCAAGGCGAGAGAAGGAGGGGGCGGAAACCGAAAAGGCAAGAGCAAGAAGUGGAAACAGAUGCUUCAGUUCCCUCACAUAAGUCUGUGCGAGGAGCUCCGCCAAACUAUAGAAAAAGACUACAACAGCCAGUGCGAGAGGCAGCCGAUCGGACGCAUGCUCUUCCGCCAGUUCUGCGAUACCAGACCGGAGCUGAGACGCUGCGUCAAGUUUCUGGAUGCCGUGGCUGAAUAUGAAGUAACCCCGGACGAAAAGAGGAAGGUGUGCGGACAGGAGCUUCUUGAAAAGUAUUUAAAUCCAAAGUCAGAGGACCAUGUCCCCGAGGUGGUGGAGGAGAUGGUGUCUAAAUGUGCCGAGCGCUUGGAACAGGAGCCGUGUAAAGAACUCUUUAUGGAGUGCACCAAACUGAUCCAUGACUACCUGAGCGUGGCCCCUUUCGCAGACUACCUCGACAGCAUCUUCUUCAACCGCUUCCUCCAGUGGAAAUGGCUCGAGAGACAGCCUGUUACAAAAAACACAUUCCGUCAGUACAGGGUAUUGGGAAAGGGCGGGUUUGGCGAGGUCUGCGCCUGCCAGGUGCGGGCGACGGGGAAGAUGUACGCCUGCAAGAAGUUAGAGAAGAAGCGCAUCAAAAAGAGAAAAGGCGAAUCCAUGGCGCUGAACGAGAAGCAAAUUCUCGAAAAAGUCAACAGCCGGUUUGUCGUGAGUCUAGCGUACGCCUACGAGACGAAAGACGCACUGUGCCUGGUUCUGACGCUGAUGAACGGAGGAGAUCUGAAGUUUCACAUCUACCACAUGGGAGAAGCCGGGUUCGACGAGAAGAGAGCCGUGUUCUACGCCGCCGAGAUCUGCUGCGGCCUGGAGGACCUGCACCGAGAGAGGAUAGUCUACAGGGAUUUGAAGCCAGAAAACAUCCUGCUGGAUGACCACGGUCACAUUCGUAUAUCAGACCUGGGCCUGGCUGUGCACGUACCAGAGGGCCAGACAAUCAAAGGGCGUGUUGGCACCGUGGGGUACAUGGCCCCAGAGGUGGUGAAGAACGAGCGGUACACCUUCAGUCCGGACUGGUGGGCUCUGGGCUGUCUGCUGUACGAGAUGAUCGAAGGCCAGUCGCCUUUCCAGCAGCGUAAGAAGAAGAUCAAGCGCGAGGAAGUGGAGCGACUCGUCAAAGAGGUGGCCGAGGAGUACUCCAGCAAGUUCUCGGAGGACGCCAAGUCCCUCUGCCAAAUGCUUCUGGCCAAAGACCCAAACGAGAGGCUGGGCUGUCAGGAAGGCGCCUCGGAGGUGAAGGCGCACCCCAUCUUCCGCUCCAUCAACUUCAAACGCCUGGAAGCCGGCAUGCUGGAAGCCCCUUUCAUCCCUGAUCCUCAGGCCAUCUACUGUAAGGACGUGCUGGACAUCGAGCAGUUCUCCACGGUGAAAGGGGUGGAGCUUGAGCCCAAAGAUGACUCCUUCUACAGCAAAGUGUCCACAGGAAGUGUCCCCAUUCCCUGGCAAAAUGAGAUGAUAGAGACCGAGUGUUUCAAAGAACUGAACGUGUUGGCUCUAGACGGCUCCGUGCCUCCGGAUCUGGACUGGAGAGGACAGCCGUCUCCUCCGCCCAAACAGGGUCUGCUCCAGAGACUCUUUGGGAGACAGGACUGCUGUGGGAACUGCAGCGACAGCGAUGAGGAGCCUACGCGGCUCUGAGGGCGUGGCCAGCCCCAGGCUCCUCCCCCCUGCCACCGGAGGAUCUCAUUUUGUUUACAACUUUUGCACAUUUGUAUUUUUAGGAUAGCUCUAUAUAAACAUUGGAAUGUAUAUUUUCACUAUAUAGCCAUGCGGUCGAUGUUAUUUAAAGUCAGCGAAACAACUGGGGGAAAAAACGGAUCAGCGUCCAUCAUUACAGCAGAGUAUUUCAUCGACACGAAGGCUGACCGACCCACGCAGCCCUGUCUCGUCUAAUCAGCCUGCCCACCGCCUCCUCGCGCCUUUUUUUAUCAUUUAUAUAUUGUGUUUUUUUUUUUUUUUUAUUCUUUAAGCAAACCACAAACAUGUACAGUGUUCCGUGCUCGGCCAAAUUAUUUCAAAUAAGAAAGAAAAGAAGGAAAUUCAGUUCACAGAUAUUUUUAUAUUUAUAUAUAUAUAUCUAUAUAUAUAUAUGUUUGAUGUUGUUGUUUUUUUUGUUUUGUUUUUUUUUCUUCUUGUGGUAAUCUUGACAAUCAAAUGACAUGAAAUUUGUACAAACCUUUUGACACGUAUGGGUUCAAAUCACAGCGACGACACGUUCCUGUUUAGGCCGCCGUCUCCAUCCGAGGUCUCAGACGUACGUACUUGUAAGGGUUCCUUAGCUAAACACAGACACCUAGUAAAGCCAAUAGACGAAAAAGUUUCCAAGUACACGUAUUCGUCCAAAAACGUAUUAGGUUGUAAAUAAGCGACACUCAUCUGUAAAGCCCUCGGUGUGUCUUCCUGCUGAUUUUUCUCUCCGGAUGUUUGGAGAAAUGAUCAUAAAUUAGUGUUCUAGGUGUUUAGUAUGUUGCAUGGUGAGUCUAUGCAUUAAACCAUCUUGCAUUUAUAAUGCAUUUAUAACGCAUCGUUCCUUAUGUAGUCCGACAACCGCGUCAUCGUAGCUCAUAACUAACUCGUCCUACAAUGCGUUGUCAUCGUGAUUUUGUACAUACAAGUAGAUUUGUUAUGCAUUACGUCAUGGGCUGUUUAAAGGGUUAUUGCUGCUUUUUCCCCAAAAUUUGGGUCAAAACCACAAAACAAAACAAAAAAAAUCUCUAUUACUUGCCAAAAAAAAAAAAGCAACAAUAAAAAAAAUAAAUAAAUAAAAAAUCGUACAUGUAUCAGUCAGGUUAAGGCGUUUUAACUCAUAUGGACGGCCUCGUAUAGAUUUAAACCUGUCGAUGCACUUAAGACCAAACCACUUUAGUUUAGUCCUCCAUCUCCAUGGAAGGUGCCUUUAAUGUUUUAAGGUACUCGUGUAAUUACUGCGUGUUUUUCUAUGGAAUUGUGAUGAUGUUCUUGUUUGUGUGGCUUCGCUUUUUUUCUCUUUUCUUUCUUUCCUUUUUUUUUUUGCCCACAUGAUGUACACUUUCUUCCUGCGCUCUUCAUUUUACCUCAUCUGUGUCCGUGUGGAUGUGCGUUUUUCUGCCAGCUCUUUCCUUUUUUUCCUUUUGCGUUUCUUUUUUUUUUUUUUUGGACUUUCGGACACACGAUCUCAAUCACGAUCUCUCAAGACACGAGGGAAAGACGGCUUUUCGACCUCGGGAUCGUAACUUGAACUCUUUUCAGCCUACCUGUCCAUCGAACCCGGAGGUCUUUGUCCAUCAGCGUUCCCUCGGUUCACCUUUCUGCUCGAAACUCAAGUACAUUCCAGUCUCUACCGUACUGUACAGAUGUAAAAUUGAUUUAAGAUGUUUGGGUUUUUUUUAUUUUAUAUUUGUUUGUUUUCUGUUUAAUUUAGCAAUAACAGGAUUUUAUAAAUGUACCUACCACAUAACCAUGUAUAAAGCGAACGACACCGCAAGACUGAACUCCAGCUGACUCUCGUCGAUGUGUCCCUGAGCCAGGCUUCAACACUGUGAAGGAGGAGAUUUGCUAAUUUCUAUCACAGUUGUACAAUUUUUUUUUUCAUUCAUUCAUUCAUUUGUUUUUGUUUGUUUGUUUGUUUUUUUUCUCGUACGCAAUGCACUGAUGUAUUUUUAUGUGUACAUAUAAAGUGUUUAUGUAUGUGGGUUUGCCUAAACGCUGUGUGUGUAUCUGGAUGUGUGUGUGUGUGUGUGUGUGUGUGUGUGUGUGUGUGUGCGCGCUUGUCGUUGUUGUUUGUUUGUUUUGUUUUUUUUCAUUAUUAUUUUGCACUGCAUGUGCCCAUAUUGUUGCCCAUAACCACUAUGCCAUUGUGUUAAUUCCUGUAUGAUCGGGAAAUGUUACCAUACCACUGCAACGACAGCUGUGAGUCAUAUAUUGCUUUCAAGAAAUGUAAAUUGGCCAUAUGGUAAUACUCAUCGUUUCAAAUAUCUUUUACGUAUAUAUAUAUAUAUAUACGCACAUAUUUCAUUUUUACCUCAUUUGGAAGUGGCGGAAGUGCAACCGAUCGAAAAUGCUGAAAAUAAAGACUCCUCCUUGAACCAAUA